AUGUUGGCAAGCUUGAACCGGAUCACUGGUCUUCCCGCCGAACUGCUGGAUCUCUACGGCCUGGUGGUUCACUUUCUGCUGAGGGGAGAGACCACACUGGUGUACUACAAUCCCGCAGGACUCGACUGCAGUUGGAGGGUCCUGUGGCAGCGGAACCUGACUGCCCAUCCGCAGAUCGUGUGGCAGCGCAACUAUUCAUACCCGGACCUUUACGAUCAGUUUAAUGCGGAGCUCUUUGUGCUGGCUUGCUUGCCGAUGGACUCCACAGCUGCAAUUCAACUAGAAACCCUAGCCAAUAGCCUAAACCACCUGCGUACGGUGGUUCGAUUGCUUAUCGAAGUGGCAGGUCCUGAUCAAGAAUCGCUGGCCAGGCAGUAUCUUUCGUUUUGUCUGCGCCGGAGCAUGCUGCAUGUGGAGCUGUACUUCCGGGACUACCACCACUCCCUUAUACUCUACUCCUUCCAAGUGUUUCCCAGUUUCGAGCUGAUAAUGCGUCGGAUUUCAGGCGGUCAAGACGUGAAAUUGUUUCUCCAUAAAUUGGAUGAUCUGAGGGGACAUCGUCUGCGUGUAAUUCCAGAUCUCUCGCCGCCUAACACCUUCUUCUAUCGCGAUGCCAGGGGCGACAACCAGGUGACCGGUUACCUGUGGGACUUCUUGGCCACUUUUGCCGGUCGGGUUAAUGCUGGUCUGGAGGUAGUUCGUCCCAGUUGGCGGGCGGGUUCGGCCUCUGAUAGUUCCUACAUGUUGGAGUACUCCGCGAAGGGCCUCAUAGACGUGGGCCUGACCACCACGCUGAUCACGAAGCGGAAUCACUGGGCCAUCCAUCAGUAUACCUAUCCGCUAUUGGUUUCCAGCUGGUGCACUAUGUUGCCGGUGGAAAAACCAUUGGCUACUCCAGAUCUAUUUGGACGGAUCGUGUGUCCAGCGUUGGCGAUGACCCUGCUACUCAUCAUCCUCGUAACCUGGCUGGUGGUCAGGCAUCUGCGUUGCCUGACACGUUUGAAGAACUCAAGACCGGCGCGGAUCGUGCCCCACCUGCUGGCCCUGCUCCUGCUGACCACCUGCAGUGCCCAACUGCUAUCGCUCCUGAUCUUUCCGCCCUACCACGUGAGAAUAGCCAGCUUUGAGGAUCUGCUUCGCGGUGACCAGAAGAUCCUGGGCAUGCGAAACGAGUUCUACGACUUGGAUGGGGCUUUCCGGGCGCAGUAUGCAGGCGUAUUUCACCUGAUUGACGAUCCCAACGAGCUGUACGAUCUGCGCAACCACUUUAACACAACGUGGGCCUACACCAUGGCCUACAUAAAGUGGCUGGUGAUUAAAACCCAGCAGCGACACUUUUCCAAACCGGUUUUCCGUUGGUCUAAGGAUCUCUGCUUCUUCGACUUCAUGCCCACCAGCGUUAUUGUGGCCCCCGAUUCGAUUUACUGGGAGUCCUUAAAGGACUUCACCUUUCGUAUCCACCAAGCAGGUCUAAUGAAGCACUGGGUCCGAAAGAGCUUCUACGAUAUGGUCAAGUCCGGCAAGAUGAGCAUUGAGGACUAUAGCGAUCUGGAGACUAUUAAGCCCCUGAAUAUCCGGGACUUGGAUAUCGUCUGGCGGGUCUGUGGAGCAGCUAUCGCAGUGGCCUCUGCGAUUUUCCUGAUGGAGCUGUUGUACUUUUACAUCAACGUAUUUCUCAAUAGCUUGUAA
Messenger RNA from Drosophila sechellia, 1689 nucleotides. RefSeq names its product Ionotropic receptor 20a (gene Ir20a). The coding region runs from base 1 to 1689 and encodes 562 amino acids. The transcript has a single exon. Lineage: Eukaryota; Metazoa; Arthropoda; Insecta; Diptera; Drosophilidae. The record is from RefSeq and is a predicted model, not a curated record.